GUCAUUGUCAAGUUGGCAUUUGGCAGUGAAGCGAAAGGAAGCUAUUAUUUUCUUCGUAUUUAUUAUUUUAUUUUAUCCGCGUAGAAAUAGUGACAGUAUUUAAGUUUUAUCCGCUUAUAGUUUGUAUCUCCAACAUAGAAUUGUAUAACUGCAUAAUCAAAAUGCCUUAAACUGGAUAAAAUGCUUCUCGGUGACAUCGAGCUAACCAAACGCUUGUUAGUGAUUGCUGUCGUUCUCGGCAUUAUUUUGGUUUUGAAAGAAUACGUAUUUGUUUAUCCACUAUGACUCAACAUAAAGUAGCUUAUUUUUAUAACGCGGACGUGGGGAACUUCCACUAUGGGCCCGGGCACCCCAUGAAACCGCAUCGGUUGUCGGUGACUCAUAGUUUAGUGCUGAAUUAUGGCCUGCAUAAAAAGAUGCAGAUAUACAAACCGUAUAGAGCGAGCGCCCAUGACAUGUGCCGCUUCCACAGCGAGGAUUAUAUUGAAUUCCUGCAAAAUGUGACUCCGCAGAAUAUACAAAGUUAUUCCAAAGACCUACUGCACUACAAUGUAGGUGAUGACUGUCCCGUGUUUGAAGGGCUGUUUGAUUUCUGCUCGAUGUACACGGGGGCUUCACUAGAGGGCGCCAUGAAGCUCAACAAUAAUGCCUGUGAUAUUGCCAUCAACUGGUCUGGAGGUCUACAUCAUGCUAAGAAGUUUGAGCCUUCUGGUUUCUGCUAUGUAAAUGACAUAGUAAUAGCAAUCCUAGAAUUACUGAAAUACCACCCGAGGGUGUUAUACAUAGACAUUGACGUCCACCACGGAGACGGUGUGCAAGAAGCCUUCUACCUGACUGACAGAGUGAUGACGGUCAGUUUCCAUAAGUACGGGAACUACUUCUUCCCAGGAACUGGAGACAUGUAUGAGAUUGGAGCUGAAAGUGGAAGGUACUAUUCUGUUAAUGUGCCGCUAAAGGAAGGGAUUGAUGACCAGAGUUAUGUUCAGGUUUUCAAACCAGUGAUAUCCAAUGUGAUGGAGUUCUACCGUCCAACGGCGAUAGUGUUACAAUGCGGCGCCGACUCGCUGGCGGGUGACAGGCUCGGGUGCUUCUCGCUGUCCACGCGGGGCCACGGAGAGUGCGUCAAGUUCGUCAAGAACUUAAAUGUACCCACUUUGGUUGUGGGAGGGGGAGGCUACACGUUAAGGAAUGUGGCGCGGUGCUGGACGUAUGAAACGUCGCUCCUGGUCGAUGAGAAUAUAUCAAAUGAGUUGCCCUACACGGAGUAUUUGGAGUUCUUCGCGCCGGACUUCCAAUUGCAUCCAGAAAUCAAUAGCACAAAUAACGCGAACAGCAAGCAGUAUUUGGAAGCGAUCUCUAAACACGUGUACGACAACCUCAAGAUGUGCCAGCACUCGCCUGCUGUGCAAAUGACGCAUGUACCAGGCGACUUCUUCCCCGAAGAGUAUAGGAUAAAGGACGAACCUGACCCAGACGUGAGGAUCAGUCAAGAGGAGGCAGACAAAAUGGUUGACGCUAAGAACGAGUUUUAUGAGGACGAAAAGGACAAUGAUAAGGAACCAGUGGUCGAGAACAAGGAUCCAUAGCAUACAAAUGGCCUGACUGACCCACUGGCCAUAUGACAAGAAAAGGGUUACAGAAGAUACAGAAAAAAGUUUCUGUGAGUGAGUGAUUCAGAGUGAAUGAAUGACACAAGUGAUUUAGUUCAAUUAUUUUGACAGUUAGUGACUGUUCGUUUUUUUUUUUAAUUGUUUGCUGUCUAUGGUGUUUUAACCCUUCUCUUGCAGUUUUUUUUUUUUAUAUUUUGGUGAUUUUUGGACAUGAAUUAUGAUUUGACAAUGAUUAUUAGACAAAUAAUUUAUUAAUAUGUAUUCAUCAAAUAUAUUUACUACACAAAUCUAGUAUGUACAGGCUAUAAGAGAAGGGUUGAUGAUUUUUUUCUGAUUCCUGUACAUUGUUGUUAACUUAAUUUCAGACAAGAAUAGUAAUCACAUCAAAACAACUUAAAAUCAAUAAAUAAAAUAUAAUCAGUUUCAACGAGGGAAAGAUAGCUCAAAUUAAGUUGACACCUAAUGUAACUGGCAUCAAUAAUAAUAAUUAAGUAGAUAGAAAAACGCAUUAUAAAAAUUAUUUAUGCAAUGUAGUGUUAGACAUCAAAAUCUACAGUACAGUCAAUAGCGCGUCUUACCCCUGAAACUCCAACUAUAAUAUUUGUAAAUUUUGUUACUGUCCUUCUCUCACUAUAAACUUUCCCACCCAUUAUAGACCUUAUUUCCAAUGUGUAAAUACUGCUUUUGUUUGAACAAAUAUGGUUACAGUAUGCGAUCUUGCUAAAGAGGUUUAACUACCUCGUUGAUCUAGGGGUCUCUGCCUAUCCUUUUUUAUAAGGGGGGAAAAUCAUCCAAUGACUUCUCUCGCUUUGGGUGAGGCUAAAGGGAGUGUCAGACUCUUACUGACUAAAAACCACCCCGUUCCUUCUCCUGCUUUUCGAGCCGAAGCCCCGGUAAACCCGCUAGGUAGUCCACAGCUCUCUGCAUACUCUUACCUUACUUUACUCUAGAAGCGCAGUUGACUGUAUUAAAAUUAGGGAUAGUUACUUAAAUCUUGUAUGGGAUAUGAAAGAAAAUAUUGUGAAAUGUCAUACAAGCAUUUUCUGACGUCAUAUUUAAGUAUUAGCUAUAUAUGUAUUUAGGGCCGAUUUUUCAAUCAACAGUAGAGUAAAAUUGAUAUUGGACAGUUUUUAAUAUAGAAGAACUGUCGACUAUUUAAAGUUAUUCGUCCAAUAAAAUGUAUCUAAUAUCUAAAAAUCGGCCCUUAGAAGAAUAGUGGCCAAGAUAAGUAGGUGCUGAUCAACUGGUAAUUUUAAUUGGAUAUUGCAAAAAAGGUAGUUCAUUAUAGGAUAUAAACUAUAGUAACAAGAAAAACAAUAUAUUCUAGGAUUUCUGAUUUUAUUUUGUAUCGGCCGGCAAACUAGCAAACCGGUCACCUGGGAGGUCCACUACCUAUUUAAAUGUCAAUAGUGUUGCGAUUAGAGCUUGGUGUUUGUGGCGCCACCCAUGGAUACAAAACCACCAAAGGAGUUACAGGUGCAUUGCCGGCCUUUUUAGGGUUAGGGAUUUGGGGAGGAGAGGAAUUUGGCUUCCAGUAACCCGACUCACCUACCGCGAAACAUGAUUCUGAGCUAUAGUGAGUGAGCUGAGUGUUAUACUUUCAGGAGACUUGAUGAAAAUAGUUACUAGUAUCCCUCUUCGGAGAUUACCUAGCGUCAUUUUAACUAUGCCCAGUUGACCAAUGUCUACUUAUUUUGACCUAAGAUGUUAAUUAAUUUGCUAAGUAACAUAUUUUGGUGCCUACAGUGUAGGUUGAAAUUGUGUUUCGUAAACAUAAAAUCAAUAUUAAUAUUUAAUGAGAUCAUUCCUAUUUUUUUAUUAAGGAGUAUGGUGGUUAAGUAUGGUGUUGCCUUAUUCAAAUAAUGUAUUUAAUUCGACAACUUUUUUUUCAAUAAUUUCUUUUAAUUUACAUUUUUUUUUAUCAUCAAAUAUUGUGCAAAUAAUUAAGUUAUAUACCGACAAGGUUUAAAUGAACAGAAUUAUUGUUUAUAAUCAAAUAAUAAUUUAUAUAAAGUUGAGUUAGGUCAGAUCGGAAUGUCCAGAUUGGAGGUGACAAGUUAUUCUGAUGCUUUAAGUUAGUAACUUUGUUUUAUCAAUUAUUUUGGCAUUGUUUAAUAAGUUGUAAAUAUUGUAUAAAUUAUGCCCAAUAAAAUUCUUAUUAUUUUAAAUCAUCA
Messenger RNA from Spodoptera frugiperda (fall armyworm), 3784 nucleotides. RefSeq names its product histone deacetylase 3 (gene HDAC3). Bases 282 to 1586 code for a protein of 434 amino acids. Gene Ontology annotation, molecular function: histone deacetylase activity. The transcript has 7 exons. The record is from RefSeq and is a predicted model, not a curated record. NCBI's taxonomy places the organism in Eukaryota, Metazoa, Arthropoda, Insecta, Lepidoptera, Noctuidae.